UCGGGUUUCUGGUACUUUAGUCGCGCCUGGGGGACGUCCGGCUCAGUUGGCGUCAGGACUUCGCUGUGGUAGUUUGCCGCGUUUUUCGGAGUAGGGCGCUAAAAGCGCAGCUUCGUCCCGACCUUCGAAAGAAAGGCUGGCCUUAGCCUUUCUUCCGGCCCUAAGGGAGGCGGUGACCGCCGGCCGCUUGAGUUUCCGGGAAGGACUCUGCUCUUCAGACCGCGGGGGCGAGAUGUCCGGCUACGUGAGCGCGCUGUGGCCCGGCUCGCCGCAGGACAAGGGCUCGCCGGCCAGCUCGGGCCGCUCCAGCCGCUCGUCCUCCGGCAGCUCUCGCCCGGCCUCCCGCCGCUCGAGUCGGUCGUCGUCGCCGGGCCGGAGCCGCUCCCGGUCCCGCUCCCGGUCCCGCUCCCGGAGGCGCCACCAGCGGAAGUACCGGCGCUACUCGCGCUCCUACUCGCGCAGCCGCUCGUGGUCGCGCAGCCGCCGGCGCGGGGACAGGCGCCGGGCAUCGCCCCGCAGGCGCCCCGGGUCUCCGCGGCGGGGCCGCUCCCGCAGCCGCUCGCGCUCCCGGAGGUCGCCGCGCGGGCGCCGCCACUACGGCUUCGGGCGCACGGUGUACCCGGAGCAGCGCGGCCGGCGCCGGGCCCGGUCCCGCACGAGGUCCCGCAGCAGGACCCCCUUCCGGCUGAGCGAGAAAGAUCGAAUGGAGCUGUUAGAAAUAGCAAAAGCCAAUGCAGCGAAAGCUUUAGGAACGACCAACUUCGAGCUGCCGGCUAGUCUCAGAGCGGUUUUAGUAGCCAGAGAAACAAGCCAUGGGGCGGCCGUGCCAAAUGAUGGCGCGAAGGCUGAGGUGUCAGAAGAGCUGACAGAAGAUGGAACUAAGAAACUCAGUGAAAAGUCUGCUCAGCAGAGAAACAUAGCUUUUAGUUCUAACAAUUCUGUAGCAAAGCCGGUACACAAGUUGGCUAAAGCUGCUGCUGAAGAAGUAUCUUCAGGGUCACCGAAGAUAGAUAAGAAGAAAAGCCCGUAUGGACUGUGGAUACCCGUCUAGAAGAAGACUAACGGCUAAGAUCGCCCAAAACUGCACUUUAUUGCAAAUUUGUUUUUAGUGUUAUCCCAUCCCUUUGAGCCAUUUAUAGUAAUUGUUGCACACAAAAAAUAGAAGCAUUUAAUAAUCAAAUAUUAACAUUCUAGGUUUCUCUUGCUUCAUAGAGAACUCGAAUGGACCAGAGGUUACAUACAGGUGGGCGCUUUGUACAUACACUUGUAAAUAUUGUAUAAUACCAGCUAUGCAGAGUGAAAUUUGUAAGAUGAAAAUAAACUUUUGUAUAUUUGUUAAUAAACUGAUUUAAUUAUUUUAA
Molecule: messenger RNA, 1361 nt
Organism: Oryctolagus cuniculus (rabbit)
Lineage: Eukaryota; Metazoa; Chordata; Mammalia; Lagomorpha; Leporidae
Gene: RSRP1
Product: arginine and serine rich protein 1
Source: RefSeq, a predicted model, not a curated record